Chlorella variabilis is the source of this 1266-nucleotide messenger RNA. RefSeq lists its product as hypothetical. Lineage: Eukaryota; Viridiplantae; Chlorophyta; Trebouxiophyceae; Chlorellales; Chlorellaceae. The record is from RefSeq and is a predicted model, not a curated record. The transcript is spliced from 4 exons. The coding region runs from base 1 to 1266 and encodes 421 amino acids.
AUGCAGCGGGGCAAGCGCAAGUCGCCGUUUGUGGGCGGCAGCCAGCCUCUGGAUGGCGGCAUCCUGUACAGCCGCUACACCGACCUGUCUGCAGUGCUGAUGGAGGGGGAGGCAGCGCCGGCGACGGCGGCAGCGCCCACGGCAGCAGCCGGCAAGCAGGGAGGCAGCAAGGAGCGCAAGGCGGAGAAGAAGCAGAAGCGCAAGCAGCCGGAGGCGGGGGAGGAUGGCGGCGUGCCUCAGCCAGAGGUAGCCAAUGGCCACGCCACCGCUGGCGAGGAGCCUGCGGCGGCGGGCGGGGAGAAGAAGCAGCGCAAGAAGGCGCGGUGGAGCGAGGAGCAGAAGGCGGCGGCCAAGGCGGAGCGCGAGGCCGCUGCUGCGGCCAAGAAGGCCAAGCGGCAGGCGGCUGCCGCGGCGACAGCUACCGAUGCUGAAGCCGCCGGGGCAGAGGCUGGCGCCGAUGGUGCCAGCCCUGUGACUGGCAGCGGCGAGGAGGCUGCUGCGCCUGCGCCUGUGGCUGCCGCCGGCGAGGAGGCGGAGGGCGAGCAGGGCGGCAAGAAGAAGAAGAAGAAGAAGAAGAAGGCUGCGGUGGCACAGAAGCUGGCGCCCCAGGAGCGCGUGUCUGGGCCUGGCAACGCCGAGGAGGCGCAGCGCAUGCGGCAGGCCCUGGGCCUUGCCACGGCGGUGCCCCAAGCCCCCGCCGCAGCCCCGGCGCCAGCCGGCAAGCUGGCUUUCUCCUUUGGCUUUGGCGGCGCGGCGCCUGCCCAGCAGGCGGCGGGCAAGCCUGCCGCCCCUGGCGCCAAGAAGGCUGGGAGCAGCGACGACAGCAGCAGCGAGGAGGAGGAGGAGGAGGAGGAGGAGGAGGAGGAGAGCGGCAGCAGCAGCGACGAGGAGCAGGCGGCUGCCUCUCCCCUGACGGCCUCACCCCCGCGCAGGGCAGCCAGCAGCAGCGACAGCGACAGCGACAGCGACAGCGAAAGCGACAGCGAAAGCGACAGCGACGACAGCAGCGAGGAUGAGGAGGACGGGGAGGAGGAGGAGGCUGCAGCGACGCCCGGCAAGGCGGCCCCCGCUGCCGGCGAGGCAAGCAGCAGCGACAGCGACGACAGCAGCAGCUCUUCCUCCGACAGCGACGACGACGGCCCCACCCAGCAGGCGCAGCAGGAGGGCGAGUAUGUGCCGCGCCGCGUGUAUGUGGGUGGCAUGCCGUACGGUUACACAGAGGACCAGGUGGAUCUGGGAGUACUGGGGCUACUGCGGCGCCAUUGA